AUGAACAUGAGGGACUUCUACAAGAGUCUGUGUUUUUUACUGGGCUUUUUCUCAGUUCAAACGGAGGCAGAAAAAGAAGUGAAUGUAGCAACAUGGGGAACGGCCGAGCUAUCGAUGUUAUAUUCUGACUGGUAUGCCCAAAAAGCUCUGGAUGGGUCAAUCUACACCUGUAGCAGUACUCCGUGGCAAACUGACCCGUGGUGGAGACUGGACCUGAUGAAGACGUACAGUGUGAACAGAGUGACCAUCACUAGCAAACCCGACUGUACCUCAUGUGAAAGCUGGUUAAACGGAGCAGAGAUUCGGGUUGGGAAUGUUUCUUCAAAUGUUUCCAGCAACCCAGUAUGUGCUGUAGUUUCUACUAUUCCAACAGGAGCUACCUACAGCUACUCGUGUCAUGGGAUGGAGGGACGUUAUAUUAUUGUGAAUAAUCCUGGACCUUCAAAGUGUGUUACUCCCUGUGAAGUGGGAGUCUAUGUUAUUUUUCCAGGUAAUUUGGCGACUGGAAGAAACGUCAAACAGUCGUCAACCAAUGGCAGCUGGAUCAGUGAACAGGCCAUUGAUUUCAAUCCAGGAAUCAUAAAACAGUCAUCAGCAUGUUCUUCAACCAAUGUUCAGACUAACCCCUGGUGGAGGGUGGAUCUGAGUUCUGUGUACAGAGUAAGUAGUGUCGUAAUCACAAACAGACUAGACUGCUGUCCUGAACGAAUAAAUGGAGCGGAGAUUCGCAUCGAAAACUCUCUGGAGAACAACGGCAACAACAAUCCCAUAUGCGCUGUGAUUUCUAGCAUUCCAGCUGGUGUUUCCUCCACCUACUUUUGUAACGAUAUGGAGGGUCGAUACGUGAAUCUGAUCAUUCCUGGAGAUUCAAGGUUUCUUACUCUCUGUGAGGUGGAGGUCUAUGGAGAAGGUCCUUUACUGAAGAGAACUUUCCUGAAGAUGAAACUGAAGUCCAGUUGGAGUCUGUCUGAUCCUGCGGUGAGAGUCCAGCUCCUGUCACAGCUCCAGUCUGUUUUGGUGCAACGAGGGUUUUCUGACGUGAAGCUGCAAUGGACUCAACCGCCAGAACAGGAAGUGAUGCGGAAGGAAGCUGACCCAGGUGAUUUAAUGUGCUGUAAGAAAGAGAAGAUGAUGAUGAUGAUGAUGAUGAUGGGGAAACCUAAACUAACAACUCUCUUCGGAUCAGCUUUGAUGUUUCUUUAUUUCUUUGCAUGUGGCUGCCAACCCUAG
Molecule: messenger RNA, 1230 nt
Organism: Carassius gibelio (silver crucian carp)
Lineage: Eukaryota; Metazoa; Chordata; Actinopteri; Cypriniformes; Cyprinidae
Product: pentraxin fusion protein-like
Exons: 9
Coding region: 1-1230 (409 amino acids)
Source: RefSeq, a predicted model, not a curated record